GAUAAGAUUUUCUUCAUUCAACUUGCACACUUCUCAGUGGCAAGACGUGAUCGUCAUCAUUCAAUUCGUCCCGUCCACGAAACUGUUUUUGUCCAAAAGUAACGCGUUUAUUUAAUAUCUGGUUACUGAAUUUAAUUCUCACGGAUUGCGGAUUAUUCGCGGUUCGCGUGUGCCGUUUGAUCGUUUAAGGAGUUCUCUCGUUCUCUUAUGUGUCAGAAAGUGUUUUGAAGUGUGUGCAGAAGAUGCUGAGUUCGAUGGUGGCAAUGUUUUGAAAAGGCUUCCCCCACAUUCACACCCACUCAGUAGUGUGUACGCGUGCCAGUCGUUGGGCUUCCUUGUCUGGCGAUCGUCGUUCGAGUUUAGUGAUCGACUCCCAUUUUAAGUGAUCUACUACAGUCACUGCACGCAUCGCACUUGUUGUUGGCGCGUUGCGGAAGUGCGCAGACGCACACUUGUUCGUUUUUAUAAUAAUCAAGGAUAUUAAGAAAUUUUUGCGCGAAGCUGUCAGGCUAUAAGUGUUUCUUUUGGUGGAAAAUAAAUUUAAAAAUGGUGGAAGUUAAAGCUCGCACAGUACUCUGGUACAUGGCUUUCAUCGGGUUCGCGGUGAAUUACAUGAUUCGCAUCAAUCUAAAUAUAACAAUUGUGGAAAUGAUAGCCAAUAAACCGUUAUUAGCGCCCACAACCACCCCCACGGAAGCGCCGCUGUUAACGAACUUCACACAAAGCUUACUAGUCGAUAGCAACAACAACAGCAACACCAACAGUAUUUACGCGAAUAUCAGUAGUAACAGUGUAGCAGUGAUCGCGUCUAAUCGCAGCGACGAAGUGUCAUUAGCGCUCGUGCAAGAGCAACGUUAUUCGUGGGAGAAGCACUUGCUCAAUUCGUUGGGGAUUCAUUACGACGCCGAGGGUUUCGACUGGAAUGAGUAUCAGCAGGGACUGGUUUUGGGCUCAUUUUAUUGGUUUCAUUGGAUUACGCAAAUUCCCGGUGGUAUUUUGGCCAAAAAGUAUGGCACGAAAUUGGUCUUCGGUCUAUCGAAUGCCGUUGGUUGUUGGAUCUGUUUCGUGAUACCACUAGCGGCCUAUUGGAAUUAUCAAGUGCUCAUAUGGUUGCGUAUACUACAAGGUCUUGUGACGGGCUUAUCGUGGCCAGCUAUGCAUCACAUGACGGCCAAAUGGAUACCACCAAAUGAGCGUAGCAAAUUCGUCACCGCUUAUUUGGGUAGUUCGGUAGGCGUUGCUGCAUUUUAUCCCGUAUUCGGUUAUAUUAUGCAUUGGACUUCAUGGGAAUGGGUAUAUCUGGUGUGUGGUGUCAUUGGUACUGCUUGGUGGUUUUGUUGGCUCUACUUUGUCUACAAUACACCAGCGGAACAUCCACGUAUUAAUAUCUCUGAGCAGCGUUAUAUUGAAAAGUCGCUGGGCGCUUCGGUGCAUGCCGAUGUGGGUCCGACACCUUGGCGACGCAUACUCACCUCACGUGCUGUCUGGAUGAAUGUGAUCGCACAGUGGGGCGGUAUUUGGGGUCUAUUCACGAUGAUGACACAAGCGCCGACAUACUUCCGUGUUGUGCAUCAGUGGAAUAUACGCGCGACCGGUAUACUCUCUGGCUUGCCACAUUUAAUGCGUAUGCUUUUCGCUCUGGCUUUCUCCAUGUUUGCCGACUAUUUGUUGCGUUCGGAUAAAAUUAAACGCACGAAUUUGCGAAAAUUGGCAACAGCGAUUUGUUGCGUUGUGAAUGGCUCGAUGGUCUUUUGUCUGGCCUGGUUCGGUCAUAAUGCGCUGGCCGCGAUUGUUUUCCUCACACUAGCCUUAAUGUUCCAUGGCGCAGUGUCCUCGGGUCCUCUAGCCUCCAUUGUGGAUAUGUCGCCCAACUAUGCGGGUAUAGUUUUGGGUAUUAGCGGUAUGAUUGGUGUGCUACCCGGUUUUAUAUCAUCUUAUUUGGUGGGCAUAAUGACGUUGGGCAAUCAAACAAUUGAGGCCUGGCGCAAUGUGUUUCUGCUCUGUUCGGGCAUGUUGGUUGGCAGUGGCGUACUCUACGUAUUCUUUGCCGAUUCAACGCUACAAGACUGGAACUCACCAAAACGUGCUUUGGUUAUCGACCCGAAGGAGUUGGAAUCCUUGCAAACGAAGGUCACAAGCGAGAACGAGAAGCAAAGUAAUGAUGCGGAGAAGAACUCUGACUGCAAAAGUGCGCGCACAGUACUCUGGUACAUGGCUUUCAUCGGUUUCGCUGUGAACUAUAUGAAUCGCGUUAGUUUAAAUAUAACAAUUGUAGAAAUGAUAGCCAAAAAACCUCUAUUAACCGCCAGCAAUAUAACAGAAGCACUACUGUUAACGAACUACUCACAAAGCAUACUAUUAGAUAGCAACAACAACAGCAACAUCAACAGUAUUCAUGCGAAUAUUAGUAGCAACAGUGUAGCAGCGAUCGCGUCUAAUCGCAGCGCCGAAGUGUUAUUAGCGAUCGUGCAAGAGCAACGUUAUUCGUGGGAGAAGCACUUGCUCCAUUCGUUGGGGAUCCAUUACGACACCGAGGGUUUCGACUGGAAUGAGUAUCAGCAGGGAUUGGUUUUGGGCUCAUUCUUUUGGUUACUUUGGGUCAUGCAAAUUCCCGGUGGUAUUUUGGCCAAAAAGUAUGGCACUAAAUUGGUUUUCGGUCUAUCGAAUGCAGUAGGUUGCUGGAUUUGUUUGCUCAUACCAUUAGCGGCCUAUUGGAAUUAUCAGGUGCUCAUAUGGUUACGUAUACUACAAGGUCUAGUGAUGGGUUUAGCGUGGCCAGCUAUGCAUCACAUGACCGGCAAAUGGAUACCACCAAAUGAGCGCAGCAAAUUCGUCACCGCCUAUUUGGGCAGUUCGGUAGGUGUCGCUGUAUUCUAUCCAGUAUUCGGUUAUAUUAUGCAUUGGACCUCAUGGGAAUGGGUAUAUCUGGUGUGUGGUGUCAUUGGUACUGCUUGGUGGUUUUGUUGGCUCUACUUUGUCUACGAUACGCCGGCGGAGCAUCCACGUAUCAAUAUCUCGGAACAACGUUAUAUUGAGAAGUCACUGGGCGCUUCGGUGCAUGCCGAUGUGGGUCCGACACCUUGGCGACGCAUACUCACCUCACGUGCUGUCUGGAUGAAUGUGAUCGCACAGUGGGGCGGUAUUUGGGGUCUCUUUACGAUGAUGACACAAGCGCCGACAUACUUCCGUGUCGUGCAUCAUUCGAAUAUACGCGCGACCGGUAUACUUUCGGGCUUGCCACAUUUGAUGCGUAUGCUCUUUGCUUUGGCUUUCUCCAUUUUUGCGGACUACUUACUACGUACGGAUAAAAUUAAGCGUACGAAUUUGCGAAAAUUGGCAACAGUGAUUUAUUGCAUUGUGAAUGGCUUGAUGGUCUUUUGUCUGGCCUGGUUCGGCUAUAAUGAGUUGGCAGCAAUAGUUUUCCUUACGCUAGCUUUAAUGUUUCAUGGCGCAGUGUCUUCGGGUCCGCUAGCCGCUAUUGUGGAUAUGUCGCCCAAUUAUGCGGGUAUAGUUUUGGGUAUUAGCGGUAUGAUUGGUGUGUUACCCGGUUUUAUAUCAUCUUAUUUGGUGGGCAUAAUGACGUUGGGCAAUCAAACAAUUGAGGCCUGGCGCAAUGUGUUUCUGCUCUGUUCGGGCAUGUUGGUUGGCAGUGGCGUACUCUACGUAUUCUUUGCCGAUUCAACGCUACAAGACUGGAAUUCACCGAAACGCGCCUUAGCUAUCGAUCCAAAGGAGUUGGAAUCCUUACAUACGAAGGUCACAAACGAGAACGAGGAACAAAGUAAUGAACAAGAGAAAACCUCUGACUGUAGAAGUGUAAGCUAAGGCAACUUAGCUGGGCUCAGCUAUUUUUGGUUGAAUUUAUUUAGUAGUAUUUUGUAAAAUUAAGAAAUUGCCUUAUUGUAUUAGUAAAAUCAAAUAAAAUGUAUAAUUAAAAAACACUACUAAUGGAGCGACGUAAUGUUAAAAUGAAUUAAAACGUUCUACUUUUGUACAAAGACCUCA
Zeugodacus cucurbitae (melon fly) is the source of this 4005-nucleotide messenger RNA. RefSeq lists its product as uncharacterized. Gene Ontology annotation, biological process: monoatomic anion transport; transmembrane transport. Gene Ontology annotation, molecular function: transmembrane transporter activity. The transcript is spliced from 13 exons. Lineage: Eukaryota; Metazoa; Arthropoda; Insecta; Diptera; Tephritidae. Gene Ontology annotation, cellular component: plasma membrane. The coding region runs from base 547 to 3825 and encodes 1092 amino acids. The record is from RefSeq and is a predicted model, not a curated record.